Messenger RNA from Saccostrea cuccullata (small rock oyster), 1060 nucleotides. Its product is annotated as PCNA-associated factor-like. Gene Ontology annotation, molecular function: chromatin binding. The record is from RefSeq and is a predicted model, not a curated record. Bases 94 to 414 code for a protein of 106 amino acids. The transcript is spliced from 4 exons. Gene Ontology annotation, biological process: translesion synthesis; regulation of cell cycle. Gene Ontology annotation, cellular component: nucleus. NCBI's taxonomy places the organism in Eukaryota, Metazoa, Mollusca, Bivalvia, Ostreida, Ostreidae.
GUGCCGAGUGAAUGUUUAGCAAGCCACGCGAGAUGCUCCGACUGACUCUUGCGGCAUGUCAGAUUCGGGCGGGAAGUAAACAGUACACAUUUGAUGAUGGUUCGCACAAAGGCAGACGGUGGAUCAAGUGCUGCAGGAAGGAAAGUUGUAGCAGCAAGUGCCCCAAGAAAAGCACUAGGUGGAAGCUCCUCCUCCUCUAGUGACCCCUCCAGUGGAAAGACGGGAAAGUAUGCCGGAGGAAACCCUGUUUGUCCACGUCCAACUCCUGAUUGGCAGAAGGGAAUUAACUCAUUUUUUCAGUCCCCCCAGAAAGGAAAAGAAAACCAAACACCAAGUGACUUGGAAUCUACAAAGAGCAGCAGCAGCCAGAGUAGUAGUUCUUCAGAUCCAGGCCCUGCAGUAGAAAAUGACUGAUUCACAUUGAAGACACUGUUACACAAAGUAUAAAAAACUUCUCAAAAUGUAUGGACUAGGUUAAAGUAUUUGCAGACAGACUGGUCAAAAACUUUAACCUUGUCCAUAACUUUUGAGUAGGUGAGACUAUGGCUUAACUGUUUCACUGGUGUAUUCCUUGUGACAAGACCUUUCUUUUGGUACCACCAAAUUUGACCUUGUGACCUUGACCUUGGAAUUUGAACAACUUUCACAAAAAUUUAACCAUAGCCCUAACUUUUGAUUAAUAGUUGGUGCUAGGGCUUUUUUGAUUAUUUCUGCCUUAGAGAGAGGUCCAUUACUUAGAGGGCCAACUCAAAAGCUGUUAAAUUUUAUUGGACCCUAUGGAAAUUUGUUGGAAUGAUGCCAAAUUUUCACAUUUUCCCAUAUUUUUUGUAUUUCUGCCCUAGGGAUUUACUUUUCAUUCAAAUGCAUGAAAGUUAUUGUAAAAAGUUACAAAAAAUUGUGAAAUUUCAAAAAAGUAGACCUGGUUUGGUCUAGGUAUUAUUACAAAGAUUUUUUCCCCGAAUGCAUCUAAAUAUUCCUUAUUUCAGUAUAUAUUUUGUACAUGUAUAUAUUGGUGCAGAUGAAUUAUUUUGGUAAAAAGAAUAAACAUGUUUAAAUUGCU